Molecule: messenger RNA, 3525 nt
Organism: Ustilago hordei
Lineage: Eukaryota; Fungi; Basidiomycota; Ustilaginomycetes; Ustilaginales; Ustilaginaceae
Exons: 1
Coding region: 1-3525 (1174 amino acids)
Source: RefSeq, a predicted model, not a curated record
AUGAGCCCAGCAUCAACACAACACUUGCAACACGCCUGCACUAGCAGCGGCAGUUCCAGCCCUUGUGGUCAAGCCCACGCUAGCUCCUCCAUUCGCAGUCGUCAUCAUAGUCCAGUUUCACCAACUGCUCCUGCCUCUCACGACUACCACAUGGCCGCUCCUCGACAAUCAUCACAACGCUCGGAAACAACCAUGCCUCACUCCUCCGCAGAACUCGAAAGGACACAAGUCUCGCAAUACACCGACAUGCCAUCCUCACAACCUAAUACAACAGAAUCAGCUACUCGACAACUUCAGCCACAACAACAAGCACAACAACAGCACAAGUCGAUCGCAUCUCGAUCUCCAAGUGCACAACAACAACGGCAACCACAACAAAUGCGUCUGCCCACUGCGCCACAACGUCGACGUGCUCCUGAACUUGCUACCGUGUUGUUGACCCUUGCCACUUGUCAUGUUUGUCAACGCCCUCUACACGAUCCUGUCACUCUUCCAUGCGGCCAUUCUUCUUGUCUUCAAUGUAUCAAGGAUCGUCUUUUGCCCAAGUCGAUCCCGCCUGAGGAACAGGUCAAGCCCCUUCCCUGUCUCAGCCAUCUUCCUCCACGACUUCCUCUCAGUCCCAUGACAGUAGCUUGCCCCGCCCAUGGCUGCCCACGCUCUGCCAUUGGUCGCGGCAUUGGUGCAUGGGCUGGUCACCAGCCUAGGUACGGCCUUAUCCCUACCUACACCGAGAGACUCCCCGUCGGUUCGGAAGACGUCGGUCCCGGAGCACCCCCAGCCGAUGGCUUCGUCAUGGGCGUCGCUGAUCACCCACUUCGACUCACCGUCAUUGGCCCUCAGACACGAUCCAAGGCUCAUCUCUUCGCCCUUCCACCACACGGCGUUGACUCCAACUCAGCAACCGCAGCUGGCCAACAACAGAUGGCUGCCACUCGGCUACCUUCCCUCGCUACCUGCAAUUUGCUUCGCCCUGACGUUACACUCAGCAAAGCCGUUGCCAUCUUGAUGCACUAUGCUUCCUCCCCACUGCCCCGCCCUCCUCGGCAACGUCGUGGUGCAGCUGGCUCAAGCCGACCCUCUUCCAGCAGCAGCUCGAGCUCACAAUACUCUCGCCCCGGCGCAGCACGCGAUACCAACGAUCAGUCGGCUUACUCGGCCCGAGCACGCGGCGCAGUGCCCAGUCGUCGUUCUUUGCAAUCUCGACCUACCUCUCGCCGUCUCGCAGCCACUGCCCCUUCCUCCGCUGCUGCCUCUUCCCGCAGGUAUCACCCAUCAGGAAUGUCGCAAGCUGGCAUGGGCAUUUUUGGCAGAAACGAGUCGGACUUGGAAAGUGGUACUGUUGGUGGAGUUCGUGCUGCUUACGAAUCCGACGACCAACACAUUCCUGCUGACGGCACUUUCUUCGAUGACAGCGACGACGAUCCUAGCACUGACACGGCACAUCAAAGGUCCACCCCUCAUGGCCGUACUCACUCUAUGCACAUUCAGGUGGACCGCGACCAAGACAAAGAAUGCUGGACCCUUCACGCCGGCACUGACGAAGAGCACACCGAAGAGGAGGACGAUCGACUUUGGCCUGAUCAUGUUGGCGGAGCCUUCUCUCGCCCUCCCCUCUCUGCUGCUGCAAUUCGCCGACGUGACAAAGCUCGACUGAAACGACGCCGCGGCCGAGGCAGUGAUGACAGCACUUUGAGCGCCGCAGCAUCCUUCAGGAAAGGCAAUGCAGCUCACACCAAAGGCAAAGUCGCUAAACGAGAUCCUUCGCAUUCGGUCGAAGAGGCAGUUGGAUGUCAUGUCGAUUCGGCUGUCAGUCAUGGUUUGCAUGGCGAGCAUGCUUCUGAAGCUUUGGUUGACGCCGUCCGUCGACGUCGUGCUCAGCAAGCGCUUGCAAGUAACAGCAACGCCAGCAAAGUCGAGUCCGAUGCUGAUGCAGACGACGCCAUCGCUCGCAACCGCAACAUUGAAGCCAAGCACAGUCUUGCGCUCUCUUCUAGAGUUGGCGUCAAUGGCGAGCCUCUUAUCCAGACCGUAGCCACGCUUCACUCUGAGCUGGCUGAGGUGCUCGAAUGUCAGCUCUGCUACUUGCUUCUCUACGAUCCUCUCACCACCCCAUGUGGUCACACCUUCUGCAAGUCGUGCUUCGCCCGCAGUCUCGACCACGCUGACAGGUGUCCCCUGUGCCGUGCCGACAUGCCCAACUUCUCCUUUUUCCAGGAUCACCGACCCAACACUGCACUGCUCAAGAUUCUCACUUCGGAUACAGCUACCUUCUCGGAUGAGGAUGGAAUGCACUCGGACUCGACACAGGAGGCCAAGCAUGUUGCCCCCAAUACCUACGCAGGCAUUUCGAUUGCCAUGGGUUCAGGAGGCGAUGCUGCAAAGCAUGUUGACAAUGCUUCUCGACGUGCUGGCUACAUGAUUGAUGAUGAUCCAGAGACAGCACCCCAUCACUAUGGCUUCAAGCGUCUCUACGAGCAACGCAAAGCCGCGAUCCAGCAGGAAGAGCGGGAAGCUCGUUUGUCGACACCAAUCUUUGUUUGCACUCUUGCCUUCCCUGGCAUGCCCACCAUCUUGCACAUCUUCGAGCCUCGAUACCGUCUUAUGGUUCGUCGUUGUCUCGAGAGCGGCAACCCACGAUUCGGCAUGGUGCUGCCUUGGAGAAACAACGGCGGCACCGAAGAGUACGGAACCAUGCUCGAGAUCAAGUCGGUGCAGAUGCUCGCCGAUGGACGAAGCAUGCUCGAGACCGUUGGAUCGUACCGCUUCCGUUUGUUGGAGAAGGGAUCGCUUGAUGGAUACACCGUGGGCCGCGUCGAGCGAGUUGACGACAUUUCGCUCGAAGAAGAGGCAGAGCUCGAACGUUCAGUGCUCAUGCGCCGUGCAGAGCUGGACAAGAAGAAAGCUGCUAAAGCAGUUGAGCCUCCUCCUUCUCAGCCCAUGUCUUGUUCUUCCUCUGCUCCCGUUCGCACCGUGCCUAGCGGUAGCAAUGAGGCUGAAGAGCAGCAAGCUUCGUUGACACGACCCGAGAUGUUGCGUGCCGAAAGGGAUGUUCUUUCUAUCUACCAAUCCGACCCUUCUGCUCCUCAGCACCAGGACGACUGGCACCCUGAGGAUCCUGAUGCGAACACUCCUGCCGCUGACACUGCCACCAAUAACAGCAACACUGCCCCUGAAGAGCAGGAGCAGGAGCAAGAAGAAGAAGGAAUGUUACCUUUCAAACCAGUACCUGCGGAACCAUCGAUCGAAGAACUCACCGCAAUCUGCACUUCCUUCAUCGAAACCCUUCGUUCAGGUUCGGCUCCUUGGCUUCUCUCCCGUCUCAACCACACCUACGGCCCGAUGCCUUCCGCUGACCAAGUUGAGAGGCUAGGUUACUGGAUGGCUCUAGUUAUGCCAAUUGACGAACAUGAGAAGGCCAAAUUGCUUCCCAUCAGAAGUCGAAGAUUGAGGCUCUGCUUGGUGGUGCAUUGGAUCGAACAGUUGAGGCAGAGUUGGUGGUUCAAUAGCGGAUGCACUGUUUCCUAA